UUUGCCAAUAGAGUGUUUUGUUUGAUAUGGAGUGCUAGAGUCUGAAGCUUCAAACCUGCUGCUCGACUACCGUGUUCACAGACUGUGAGAGGCUCAACAUCAGCUGUUGGUAAUCGUGAGGAGAUUAAGAGAGUGCAGCAGACACACUGAGCCUGGACGAGGAAGGCAUUUUAACCGUGGAAGAAAAUUUCAAAUAAACCCUGAUUUAUUUAAUGGGACAGGCCUAACAAGCACUGGAAUCUGAUUUCCCAGCAAAAUAUGUAGCGUCUUGCGUUUUGAAUUUGUAAGGUCUAUCUAAUACCCUGUCUGGUCUGUCUUCGUCUCUCUGGACUAGACUUUCGAGAAUCACAAGAGAACAUUCCUGUCAAAUAUUAGAAGAUUUAGAUGCGUGAGAGCUUCCAUUCAUCAGUUGAACUGCAUGCGUUUCAGCUGAACCAGUUGCUCAGGUAUUAUGCUUUGAUUUGCUAUGGGAGAUUGGAAGACAAUAACAAUGCCAAAGCUUUCGUCAGAUUGCAAAGAAAUGUAUUCCAGCUAUACCUCAAGAGCAACGUCUCCCUCCAUGCUAUACACGCCACCACUUCUGCACUGUUCACAGCCUUUGUCUAAAAACUCUUAUAACAUUUUAAAUGCAUUUUGCACAGAGGAGAAUGUUGUUCAGUGCAUUUCAUACAUAAAUCAAGAAAUGUCUUCACUUGGUAUCCCCAUUAUCUCUAAUGGAUCCAAUGGAAAGACAGACCUGAACCUGGUGUCCGUGUUGAAUACAAUAUAUGAGCUUCUUCAGCUCUGGCGUAAAAGCAUGCGCACCAUGGAAGACAUGGAGAAUCAGCAGCUCAAGUCCAAUAGUGACUUGGACCAUCUACACAGCAGCCAUUCAAAAGUAAAGGAACAACUUGAAUUAUGUAAAAGGGAAAAUAAAGCACUUCAAGAAAGAGACCGCCAGCUACAACUGAAGACUAAGAGCUUGCAUAAUUGCUUAAAAAAUGAGAAAGAAGAGGUACAGAAACUUCAGAAUAUAAUUGCAAGCCGUGCUACGCAGUAUAACCAUGAUAUGAAGAGGAAAGAAAGAGAAUAUAGUAAACUGAAAGAACGUUUACAUCAGCUAUUGAUGGACAAAAAGGAUAAAAAGCUAGCCAUUGAAGUACUGAAUUAUGUUGGAAGAUCUGAUGGGAAGAGGAGCGUCUGGAAAACUGGAAAGACAGAGGCCAGGAAUGAAGGGGAAAUGUACAAAGUUCUUCUUAGUGACUAUGAACAUCGACAGAAAGACCUAAUGGUGGAAAAUGCAGAGCUCAAGAAGGUUCUUCAGCAGAUGAAGAAGGAGAUGGUCUCUAUUUUAAGCCCCCAAAAGCACAGCACAAAAGAGAAAAUUGAGGACAGCCUAGAACAAACUGUGUCUGACUGUGAGGAGGAUGCCGGUGAACACGGCAGAGAGAAUAUUUCCCUGGAGCUGUCCUGUGAAGAUGCCCGGGAGCAGCUCACCAACAGCAUCCGGCAGCAGUGGAGAAGGCUAAAAAAUCAUAUGGAGAAGCUUGAUAAUCAAGCUUCCCUGGUGCAGAUGGGGGCCCAGAAUGAAAAGGAUCUAAUUUCCAGAGACAUUCACGAGGAAGAAAUUGAAAAGCUGAAACUAGAAAUUCAACAGUGUAAAGAUUUAAUUACAAACCAACAGCAGCUUUGGCAGCAACAGCUUAGCUGUCCCUGUGAUGAUGAGACUGGAGCACUGCUCCGCGACUGCUAUCUCUUGGAGGAGAAGGAACGAUUAAAGGAGGAAUGGAGACUUUUUGAUGACCAGAGGAAGAACUUUGAAAGAGAGAGACGAAAUUUCACAGAAGCUGCAAUCCGAUUAGGACAUGAGAGGAAAGAAUUUGAGGAAGACCGAGCAACUUGGUUGAAACAUCAGUUUUUAAACAUUACUCCUUUCGUAGAUCGCAAGAAGCCACACACUGCAAAGUCACACAGUGCCUUGUCUACUGGUUUGGACUUGGAAAAACAGAAUUUACACACUGCUCCAGCACAACAGAAUAAAGUGACUCGUCACACUUCAUUAUCUACACCAAAAUCUUCCUCCUCCUCCUCCUUGAAAAUGCCAUGUACUGCAGAUCUAUACCGGACUCUCUGCCUUAUACCUGACAAAAGCUCACCAAGUACCCAACCAAAGAGAAGCAGUUUGCAAGACACCAACAUAAAAUUGUACAGUAGCCAACUUUCGACUCCCAAGCCAAGACUUUCAAUAACAUCUGAUGACUCUUAUAUUUGUUCAAUCACUGGAGAUGAGAACAGACUGUGAAUUUACUUGCCAAGGGUUGGAACUAAUUUUUGUGUUAGUUUUUUAAAAGGUUGUCACUUUAAUAUGGGGAGGGGGGGGGGGGGGGUUGUGUGGUGUGUGUGCUUUUUCUUUUUUUUUUUUUUCAUUUUGAAAUGCAAUGUCGGAUCACAUGAAAUGUUUCUGUAUUUUCUGUCUCCUACAGUAGCUUAAACUUCAUCUUGACACCACAUUGGUGACUUGGCUAAGUUCCCUGGCGUUUCAGGAAGGGAGGGGGGUGAUUUCUGUCCCUACAGUCUGUUAUCUAGCAUGUAAUCAACAGUGUCCGGUAUUGAUGCUUAAGAGCUGCAUUACAGAAUUUGCACUGUUUUCCAAAUUUAAAAUGGAACUUUCUCUCGCCUCGCUUGUCUUUACAAUUUUAAAUCCUGUGAGUUUUCACUCAUUCAUGCAUUGUUACAUCUUGAUUUUAUAAUGUAUUAGUAAAUAACUUCCUUUUUUUCUAUUAAGAUUUAAUUGGUGGAAAAUCUUUUAAUACUGCCGCCCACAAGCCCUAUUCUGUUGGCGUUUCACCCCCAGGAAUGAUUUUUUUAAUUCUUUCACCUCGUUAACUGCAGCACAGGGAUGUAUGGGUUCAGGUAGCACUGUUUUUAAAUCAUGAACACUAUUGACCCCCAUGUGACUUCCAAGAAUGUGAAACUUCUCAUUGUUACCAGACAUGUAUUUAAACUGCCCCCCCUCCUCAUAAGUAGCACUUGUACUGUAUUGAUAGACCACUGACCUAAACUGGUUUGUGUAUUAGUGCGUCUUUUUUGUUACUUUCUUUUUAGCAAAGGAUUUUAUUUCUAUUCUUGACGUUGUGUUGACAUGUACAUGGCAGAUAUUUUAUAUUCAUUUAUUUUAUUUUAUGAAUGAUUCUAAAUUAAAUAUUAACAUGUUUGAAUAUCCCUGUGUGAUUUAUUUUGUAUUUGUUUUAUAGUCUGCUGGUUAUCUCAUGGUAGAGAUUCUGCAGUUAAAAUAAACCAUAGAUUGAUAUAUAAAAUGUGCAGAGAAAUCAUUCUUGUAUUUUGUAAUUAGUAAGCUAAUUUUAUAGAGAAAUGCUGCUCAUGCAAUCAAUGCAAUAAUUUAGGUUAUUGGGAAAAGCAUAUUCAAUAAAGCCAAUUUGAUCAACA
Molecule: messenger RNA, 3426 nt
Organism: Acipenser ruthenus (sterlet)
Lineage: Eukaryota; Metazoa; Chordata; Actinopteri; Acipenseriformes; Acipenseridae
Product: afadin- and alpha-actinin-binding protein A-like
Exons: 15
Coding region: 467-2281 (604 amino acids)
Source: RefSeq, a predicted model, not a curated record